AUGACUGGAAGAGACAUCAUCAUUCCUCCAGAUGCCACUUUUACAGCAGAAAUGAUAAUGAAAACCAACUCAUACUUACUACCUAAUUCCAAGGUAAAACUAGUAACUAAAAUAAAGUCUACAGAAGAAGAGGAAGAACUUACUGCAGAAGAAAGGAGGAAACUGGAAAGAAAAUUGAAAAAAGAACGUAAGAAGAAGGAAAAACAGCUGAUGAGGGAAGCUGGGAUCUCUACUAAAAAGGUGGAACCUAAAAAGCCAUCAGGAUCUGAGCUGGCUCUGGCCUAUUUAACCAGGUGGUCUGAAAACCCAGAAGAAUGGAAGUUUCAAAAGACAAGACAAACCUGGCUUCUCCUGCACAUGUAUGAUAAAGAGAAGGUUCCAGACAAGUAUUUCACCAUUUUACUGGAUUAUCUGCAAGGGCUUCAAGGCAGUGCACGAGACCUAACUGUGGAAAAAGCUGAAGCUUUCAUGAAGGAGUUUGAUGGUUCUGAUGCAGAAGACCCAAACCUGUUGGAGAAGUGUGAGCGCAUACGACAAGUUCUGCAGCUUCUGUCCUGA
Messenger RNA from Chaetura pelagica (chimney swift), 558 nucleotides. RefSeq names its product chromosome unknown open reading frame, human C7orf50 (gene CHLSN). Lineage: Eukaryota; Metazoa; Chordata; Aves; Apodiformes; Apodidae. The transcript has 4 exons. The record is from RefSeq and is a predicted model, not a curated record. Bases 1 to 558 code for a protein of 185 amino acids.